CAUAUUAAAAGUCCAUGGCCACGUUCAACCUUUAUAAAGGUCGGGUUCAUCUCAAACCCUAGUUCUCAGCGAAGCGAAAACCUCAGCCUACUUCGUGCGCAGCUCAUUUCUGAUUCAAUGGGGGCUUACAAGUACGUUUCGGAGCUAUGGAGGAAGAAACAAUCCGAUGUGAUGAGGUUCUUGCAGAGGGUAAGGUGUUGGGAAUACCGCCAGCAUCCUUCCAUCGUCCGAGUCACUAGGCCAACACGCCCAGACAAAGCUCGUCGUUUGGGUUACAAGGCCAAGCAGGGAUACGUUGUUUACCGUGUACGCGUGAGGCGUGGUGGAAGAAAGAGGCCAGUCCCCAAGGGUAUUGUCUAUGGUAAGCCCACAAACCAGGGAGUUACUCAAUUGAAGUUUCAGAGAAGCAAGAGGUCUGUUGCUGAGGAACGUGCCGGACGCAAGUUGGGAGGUCUCAGGGUUCUCAAUUCCUACUGGAUCAACGAGGAUUCGACUUACAAGUACUUUGAGGUGAUAUUGGUGGAUGUUGCCCACAACGCAGUCCGUAAUGACCCAAGAAUCAACUGGCUCUGCAAUCCUGUUCACAAGCACAGAGAGCUUCGUGGUCUUACCUCUGCAGGCAAGAAGUUCAGAGGUCUGCGUGGAAAGGGACACAGGAACCACAAGAACCGACCUUCCCGCAGGGCAACAUGGAAGAAAAACAACACUGUCUCUCUUCCGCGUUACCGUUGAUUUUGGUCGUAUUGUUUGUGUUUUUGGAUCAUUUUCAGGACAUUGUCUCGAGAACGUUGUAGUUGUUAUUUUGCGUUUGAAAUUUUGGAGAUUGAUAUACCUUGAGUCAUGUUUCAUUUGAAUGAUUUGCUAUCUAAUUUAAUAUAUCUAGUUUUUAUGGUA
This is a messenger RNA of Humulus lupulus (European hop), 894 nucleotides long. RefSeq names its product large ribosomal subunit protein eL15y-like. Bases 118 to 732 code for a protein of 204 amino acids. Gene Ontology annotation, molecular function: structural constituent of ribosome; RNA binding. Lineage: Eukaryota; Viridiplantae; Streptophyta; Magnoliopsida; Rosales; Cannabaceae. The transcript has 4 exons. The record is from RefSeq and is a predicted model, not a curated record. Gene Ontology annotation, cellular component: ribosome; cytosolic large ribosomal subunit. Gene Ontology annotation, biological process: cytoplasmic translation.